AUGAAGAUCCAGGCUUGCAUCCCUGCUGCACUUGCAGCAAUUCAUAAUUUCAUUCUCAAACACAACCCGCAGGACAAUAUCCCUGAUCUGGCAACUUCAGAUCAGUCUCCAGGGCAGUCAGUGGAUUCUGAACGUGUGGCAGAGCUGCGGCUUGAAGGAGAGCUUGCAACAGAGCGACAGACAUUGGAAGAGUCAGCAGCAGGUGCCACACUCCAAGAUUGUAUUGCAGAUGCAAUGUGGGAGCAAUACCAGCAGAUACUUGUUGAGAGGGCAGCUUGA
This is a messenger RNA of Mycena citricolor, 279 nucleotides long. The record is from the annotation of a GenBank genome assembly. Lineage: Eukaryota; Fungi; Basidiomycota; Agaricomycetes; Agaricales; Mycenaceae.